AUGCCUCUUGCAAAGGAUCUGUUUCAUUCUUCUCCAGAAGAGGAAAAGAGGAAACACAAGAAAAAGCACCAGGUGCAGAACCCCAAUUCCUGCUUUAUGGAUAUGAAAUGCCCAGGAUGCUAUAAGAUCACCACAGUCUUUAGUCAUGCACAAAUGGUAGUCUUGUGUGUUGGCUGCUCCACUAUCCUCUGUCAGCUCACAGGCAGAAAAGCAAGGCUGACAGAAGGAUGCUCCUUCAGGAAAAAGCAGCACUGA
Onychomys torridus (southern grasshopper mouse) is the source of this 255-nucleotide messenger RNA. RefSeq names its product 40S ribosomal protein S27-like. Gene Ontology annotation, cellular component: cytosolic small ribosomal subunit; ribosome. The record is from RefSeq and is a predicted model, not a curated record. Gene Ontology annotation, molecular function: structural constituent of ribosome; RNA binding. Bases 1 to 255 code for a protein of 84 amino acids. Gene Ontology annotation, biological process: ribosomal small subunit assembly; translation. Lineage: Eukaryota; Metazoa; Chordata; Mammalia; Rodentia; Cricetidae. The transcript has a single exon.